Messenger RNA from Ogataea philodendri, 543 nucleotides. RefSeq lists its product as uncharacterized. Bases 1 to 543 code for a protein of 180 amino acids. NCBI's taxonomy places the organism in Eukaryota, Fungi, Ascomycota, Pichiomycetes, Pichiales, Pichiaceae. The transcript is spliced from 2 exons. The record is from RefSeq and is a predicted model, not a curated record.
AUGAAGUUUGUUGCGCAGAACACGGUCGGCAUUGACGUGUUUGUAGUAAAGACCGAGCCAAUACUGGUCUUUGACGGUAUCCUGGUGGUGUGUAUAUUUGUACCAAGUUUCAAUCACGAGCGGUUUCCAGAGCUCGUUGGCGGAGAAAAUCAGAUAAAGCUGAGAAUUGGUGGCGCGCAAGUUGAUCCAAUCUUCUGCGUGCAAAUUCUCGGCGAUCAGGUACCACACCUCAACCGGAAAUCGGUUCCUGGGAACAACGGUCUGCCCGAAAGCAUUUCUGCGAGAAUGCAGCCAACCGACCACACGUCGAUCGCGGUGGUGUAUUCCUGGAAUGUGAGCAUGAUCUCCGGCGCACGGUACCAUCUCGUAGCCACGUACUCGGUCAUGAACCCAAAGUUGUCCUCCUGGGAGGCCACCGAACGCGCGAGUCCAAAAUCGCAGAUCUUGAGGUCGCAGUUGGAAUUCAGCAGCAAGUUCGAAGGCUUAAGGUCUCUAUGGAGCACGUUGGCGGAAUGCAAUGCCUUCAAUGCACGAAGUGUCUGA